AUGGCUAUCGAGUCAAAUCCUUCAGACGGGCGAAAUUUCAAAGAUCUCUCUGGUGUAGACACGGCUGCGUUCGCGAAUCCGUACAAUGCUCUACUCCAAUCAUGUAACCAAGACCCAAGUCAGAUUCAAGCCCGCUAUUCGACUCAUCGAGAGACUAGGAACGAGCAGCAAAAAGCGAAGAUCUUGUCACCCGACUUUGCAGGCUUCAACACAGAUCCCAUUCUUUCCAAGCUCAUCGACAAUGUGAAUCAUCCUGCAUACGAAGACCCCAGAAACUGUUUGACGAGGCUAGCACACCAGUUUCCAUCACUCUGGUUCAUGCCAACAGAAGAUCUGCACUUGACAGUGAUGGAGAUGGCUCAUUCGAAAACUUGGCAUGAGAUCCAGCAGAUGAUCGAUAUCAUGGAGCCAAAGAUACCAGAGAUCACAGCCUACACGACCAUGUACCACCCUACCCUUGUGAAGCCCAUGGUCAGCUAUGAUAGCGCAGCACUCGCCCUGAGCUUUUUGCCAGUGUCGACUGAGUCCUACACCUACCAUCACUUGCGACGGGAUGCGUACGAGCUCUGCCGGAGUACUGGCGUUGAGGUAGGCUCGAGAUAUGUAGUGCCAUCAUCGCAUCUCACGAUUGCCCGUUUCGUGAAUCAAGACAUCUUCGAGAAGAAGCAGAUGAAGGACCUCGUAGAAGAGAUUGAGGGUAUCAAUGAAGGAUUGCAAGAGUAUUGGUCUGAGGAAUCGUUAGAAUGGAUUGUUGGCGAGGAGAAGGGACUGGUUAACGUCCCAAAAACCCGGCGCACAUACUGCAAGGGCCAGAAAUGCAGGAAACACACACAGCAUAAGGUCACGCAAUACAAGACUGGCAAAGCCUCAACAGUCGCACAAGGAAAGCGCCGUUACGACCGCAAGCAGUCCGGAUACGGUGGACAGACGAAACCGGUGUUCCACAAGAAAGCGAAGACAACGAAGAAAGUGGUGCUGCGGUUAGAAUGCACAGAAUGCAAAUACAAGGCUCAGCUUUCGUUGAAGAGAUGCAAGCACUUUGAGUUGGGUGGUGAUAAGAAGACGAAGGGAGCGGCUCUUGUGUUCUAG
Messenger RNA from Bacidia gigantensis, 1089 nucleotides. RefSeq lists its product as uncharacterized. Bases 1 to 1089 code for a protein of 362 amino acids. Gene Ontology annotation, cellular component: cytosolic large ribosomal subunit; ribosome. The transcript has 7 exons. Gene Ontology annotation, biological process: translation. The record is from RefSeq and is a predicted model, not a curated record. Lineage: Eukaryota; Fungi; Ascomycota; Lecanoromycetes; Lecanorales; Ramalinaceae. Gene Ontology annotation, molecular function: structural constituent of ribosome.